GAGUAGUACUUUCCGUUCUACCCUAGCAAACGCCUUGGAGUUUCCAGUUUCCGAACUGCACCAAUAAGAUGUGGCUUCACUGGUUACUUUUAAAACUACCGUUAUAUUUUAUUGUAGACGUCGUGAUUAUACUGAGUUCCUGAAGCACAUGCAAGGAUUGGCUAAUUUGUAUCAACUCACUGGUGACGCGUAAGUAUAUGCGUAAUUAUAAUAGACACCUUAAGAUUGACGUUUGUGAUGUUACUCUGAGUGUAUAUCCACACCGGGCGAGCUUGAAAAAUAUGCCCGGCCACGGUGGGAAUCGAACCUACGACCUUUGGAAUACUAGCUCACAGAAAAAAUCAUAUUACAAGAUUACAUUGGUAUCGAAGGAACUAGAUUCUGUUCCGAAAUAUCACUUACUCGAACCGCCCUCACCGCGUAGCUCAGUUGGCAGAGCAUUGGGCUAGUAUUCCAAAGGUCGUAGGUUCGAUUCCCACCGUGGCCGGGCAUAUUUUUAAAGCUCGCCCGGUGUGGAUAUACACUCAGAGUAACAUCACAAACAUCAUAUUCACCUGAGUACACAACACCAGCACAGAAAAAAAAUCACCUUAAGAUUGUUUUUAAAAUUAAUGUAUUUCAAAACUGAUGUAAAAGCUAUUAUAACAGAGUUGUAAAAUAAAAAACUUCGCUAGCGGUUUGACGUUUGCCGUAACAUCAAUCUUAAGGUGUCUAAUAAGCUUACACUACGUUCAAAUUAAGCUGGAGCGAACUUGUUUGAAAACGUCAUUUUGCCGUAAUAAUUUGAGCACUGUUUCUAAUCGGAGCGAGAUGAAAAUUGAAAACGGAGCGCUUUUGGCGCUGCGUGUGAACACAAACGCCAUUACUUUUUAUACCGCUUUCAAAUCAAGUAUCUCAGGUCUCAAAACAGUAAAUCCGAAUGCUUUUCGUUUAAUUUUCUUUGCUCUGUUUGAGAUCUUUUUGGUUUACAUGAGUGCUAACUUAAUUUGUAAACAAACUGUAACGGCGUAGUGUGAACACACGCAAAGUCUGUCGGCAUUAUUUUGCUCCGGCGUAUCGUGUGAAUGUAGUUUUAAUGUACGGUUUAUCAGUGAGUGCGGCCGCAAUAGUUCUAAGCUUUGCAAAAAGUCCAUAUACAUUAGGCCACGCCAUGCAUUAGGCCAUACAAUUUCCAUUCUUUGACCUUCUAUGGAUUUUCAAUUUUUUUCCCAGUGAAUACUGGAGAAAAUUUUGAAAAUCCAUAGAAGGUCAUAGAAUGGAAAUUGUAUGGAGCUUUAUUGGAAAUAGAAUGGAUUUUGGUUAUCUAUGAUAAUUGCAUGCAUAUUUUCAUAGUAUGGAUAUAGUAUGGAAAUAGUAUGGAUAUACUAUGGAUUUUAGUGGUGCAAUUGCAAAUUUCGUAGUAUGGAUUUCACAUUUUUUUCCAGUGCAUGAUUACGGAUAUCCCGACCUUGUACAUAUAUUUUUAAAAAGCCGAAAAGAAUGCAUUGCCGCUCAACAGUUUUGAUGUGCUGUUUGUUUGUUUUUUCAUCCGACCAUGUGUUAGACAGUAUUAGUAUUUAUUUUCCCAGUAAGACAUCCAAAAAUAUAAAAUGUUCGAGAAUAAAGUCAGGCUGACGGGCAGGCUAAACUUUGAACACGCAAUUGUCAACGUGAAACAUGGCCGAAGGAGGCGAUGUUUACUUCGCUGUACUCUUUGGAUGUACAUGUCACUGCGCGUGUGGUAUUAGAUAUUAGACAUUAGACAGUUCUUUCUCCCUCCCCCCCUUAAUAUUGGCGAGCAAAAUCCGUAAUCCAACAAAAAAUAGCGAGGCCUUAUUAGAAUUUUGCAUCAAAAUUAAGUUACCAAAGAGGUGUUAACGAUGGGAAUAAAUAUUUAUAGUUCCAAUAUAACACAAUGAAUUUGCUCGAAGAAUUUUUUGUUUGAGCUUUUGUCUUCUUCGAUUUUAGAUUUCAAAAGAGUAAAAUAUUCCAGGCUUUAGUAUCGUUAGAAAAGGAUCUAGAAAAGAUUGCUUGUUCGGACGGGUAACUAUGUUUAUGAUUGUGCUUUUUAUUUGUAAUCUUUGGCAUAGUUAAUAGCCAUGUUGUUUUGAGUGCAAUUUUGAAAUACUAGAAGAAUUCUCAAUACUCCCUUUCGCGAAAGUGACACAUACCAACUCCUACUUCAAGAAGAUGUAUUAUAAUAACUUCUUAUUAACCGAACGCAAGGUCUGUACAGAAAAAUAUCGGACCGAGGUCUUUUUUUUUGUACAGCCUUGACUGAGCCUGCGAGGUUUGUACAAAAAGACCGAGGUCCGAUAUUUCUCUGUACAUACCGAGCAAGCAAGGUAAUAGAAAGUUUAUCAUAUGGCAUUUAUUAUAUAUUAUAAUUUUCAAAUUUUCUAUUAGUUUUGCUGUUUUGUUUUAAAAUGCAUGCGUUUGUUUUUACGUAAUGGACCGCCGGUCCAUUACGGGAAAAUAAUGGACCGCUGAAAGUGCUUCUCAGCCAAUCACAGUCCGCCAUUUCACCUGAAGUGAUAGUUACCAUAUAAUAAUAAUUAAUAAUACCCUUUCAAGGUUCCCAAUAGAAUUUGGAGCAGGAGGAUUUUUGAAAGAAGUGGGUGGUUCUAUGGGUGCUGGCUUCUAUUGGGAGCCCUGUUCUUUGACGCUGAACUGACAGGGAUUGCAUAAUUGUAUACAGUAUCUGUUCCAUCGAGCAUUGAUACUACGUAACAUCAAUUUCUUGCAGUGAAAAAUUGUUUGAAGAAAAUGUUCUUGGAGGACCAGUUGGUUUUCUCACUCCACGACAAGGAGGUACGUAGAAAUUCUUCGUAGAAAUGGUUGCCAUAUAAACACCACACACAAAAAAAAGCCCCCCCCCCCCCUAAAUGUAUCAGCAUAAACAAAUGAGCCCCUCAUAAUCGUACCUAGAACUAAAUUAAUAGAUCUAUGAGGGUUUGCUUAAUGCUGUAUGAACCUUUAUUGAACCUGCACGCAACAGUAAUGUUUAAUCAAUGAUUCAACAAGGAGUGUAACCACCACGCUUCUCGAUCACCUCCAGGCAUCGUCGCCUCAUGGUGUUGACGAGUCUGCUAACCCCCACCUCCCAAGGUAUAUAGCUUUACCGUGGGGUGGUGCAGCGCAUCCCUCCUAGUGGUGUCUAGCACCACCCUAAAAGAAUCUGCUUGAGAUUGCAGACUGCAAAGGAGAGUGGGCAGUAAGGCUCCCUCAUGCACGACCCCGUGGAAAACCUUCACCCCAUCUUGCAGAUGAGGCCGGAUCCGCCCCUGAGUAUAAAUUUUGUUAUCAUAAAAAUACUCCACCCAAUUUGUUUUGGACUAGUUUAUCGAUAGUAUGUAUUGCGUUGCUUGAAUACACCUAAUUCAAUUAGCCUUUCUCACGAUGACGAAUAUCCGCCAUAUUUGGAUGGCAUCUAAUUCUCGUUAAUCAAUGCAGACAACUAACACAAUGUGAAAAGCAAUUUUUCAAAAUAAACUAACCAUUUACAAAGCAAAUUUACCAUCAUUCGUCCACAAAAUUAUAAAAAGUCGCUGUUAUGUGGAUUUAUCUCGCAGACUUUGGCUUCAAUGCCACCCAAAAAUGGCGGCGUGAGAAAGGCUAAUUAAGGUUGUCCUUUCGAAGUCAAAACCCUGGACCACUGAUUUUUGCAUACAAUCAGUGUAAUUCAUACGUCCGUCUUUCGACACUCCGUAGUUACGGUUGUUAUGUCCCGUAAACCGUUUUGGCAGAAUUCCUGGAAUUUUUCAACUUUUUGACGUUGAAGAAUGUUGUUUGUGAGCAUACUUAACUCCUUUAGGAAUUAAAUUCACUUGGUCGAUUGGCAUAAAUACUAUAGUCAUAUACAUACUUUACAGCAAAACAUAACAACUAGAUAUUGCUAACAUGCAUGCAUGCACAACAUGCAUGCACAAUCUCAUAAUAAUACACACGCUCAUUGUGCCUUUCGGGCUUAGACGUCGACUGGUCGAAUGUUUUAACCUUCAGAGACAACCUUAAUUGAAUUAUAACUGUAUACUACUACACUAAAAUUUUUUCAAUGUCACGUAUUUGCAAUGAAAAGUGUUCAAAACCUAAAAUCUUUUUGGCGUUCCUCUCAAAAUUACUUUGUUUUGGCUUUAUUCUCUAGUUUAUAGAGUUAGCUACCUUUUUAAAUGCAUCUGCCGGUUGAGAAACAUAAAAUAAUAGUUAAAAAUUGUCAAUUAAAAUACAAUUAUCAAUGAUGCUUUAAAAUUGGCGCCAUAUUUACAGCCAUAUAAGCAAAACUUACUGAACUUCAGACAUCAUUUUCUCUUUGGCGUAUCAUCUAAAAUAUCUUCAUUAUUGCAUUAUUUUACAGAUAAAGCACUAAACAUACUUUUUAAGUUUGUUUGCCGAUUGAGAAACGUAUCGAAAAAUAAAAAUUUUGAAUUUAGUCAUAACCUCAAGUGAUAUAUUAUACGCAUUAGUUUUGAGCGCGUGUUACGUAACAUACAAAAGAAUCUCCUCCUAAAACAAUAUUUUUAUUAUUUUAGGUCAGCUGAUGCACCUCACGUAUUUUGCCACGCCUUUGGAAUUACGCAGUGAAAAUGUAUCCAAAAUUAAUGAGAACUUUGACUUUCAUUGUAAGUGUUUUCGUAUAUGCUUGCAUUUUCUUUACGAUAAUAGUUUCUUAGAAUUGUCACCAGCAACAUGAAUAGCCGAACUUAGGAGUCCGAUUUCUUUUUGAAUUAUUGAUUUUUUGUGACUCUAUACCUUUAUUGAAAUUGAGUAAAGGUUAAAAACAGAUGAGAAAGCUUCGGAUUGAUAGGGAUGUAACAACCUGAGAAACUUCGGAAGGCUCUUCUUUGGAAAGUGGCAAUACCUACCCCUGCACAGACCGUCCAAGAAAGAAAGACAAAUCAAUUUUUCAAUCACUAAGGCCCGUUUAAGACGGCUUACUCUUCAUGUGACGAAGUUAAUUGUAUUAGAUGCCACGCUGGAGCGAUACAAGUACGACAGUGAUUCAAACGGCGUACAAAAUAUAAUAUGUUGUUGCCAUUGCUGGGGCGCAUUCUCGAGCGAAUGCUAAGUAAAAUUCGAGACAAAUAAGUCCAGUUUUAAACUGGAAUUUACUAGAUUGCCAAUCUGAUAAUGUCAAAUUUCCAAAAAUUGAGCGGCGUAUGUAUCAAUGUCGCUGGAAGGUCGCAUAAUGCGACAGGCUCUGCCGAACCUGUGUCGAACUUGCCCUACUUAAUUGAUUCAAGCCCCGUUUACACUACGCUCAAUUUUUGGUACCGUACCGCUUUUUUGGUUCUUGGACUAUCUAAAUAGGUAGUCCAAGAACCAAAAAAGUAGUACGGGUACCAAUUUUAUCCGUGCCGUUCCAAAAAUUGAGCGUAGUGUAAACGAGGCUUCGUACGUCGCUCUUCUGUCGUACCUAUAAUUCUUCAAUUAAUUUCGGCCCAUAAAAAUUAAUUAAUUAAUUAAUUAAUCGUAAAUUAGGAAUGCAACUGAAAACUUGUUUUUAAUUUUUGGAAUUUCAUAACUAACCGCAUGGAAAGAAAUAAUGGUCCAUUUUGGUCUGUCAGUUAGGUAAUUACGAUAUGUAAGCUUUAUUCAUGAACAUUAAUAACUUCUUAUUAUUAACCGAACGCGAGGUCUGUACAGAGAACUAUCGGACCGAGGCCUUUUUUGUACGGUCCGCGUUCGGUUAAUAAGACGUUAUUAUAUUUGCACAAAAAGACCGAGGUCCGAUAUUUCUCUGUAUACAUACCGAGCAAGCGAGGUUUAUAUGGGAUUAUAAAAUGCAUGCGUUUGUUUUUACGUGAUGGACCACCGAUCCAUUACGGGAAAAUAAUGGAUCGUUGAAAGUCACAAUCACAGUCCACCAUUUCACCGGAAGUGAUGCUUGCCAUGUAAUAAGUAUAUAUAGUAACCCAUAACUCGUGCAUGUUUUCCAAGAGGGCUGUCUCACCCCGCACACGCUGCAUGCAUGGACGUACAGUAAUAUCCACAUUGUUGAGCAAAUAAUAAAUCAUUAAUUUUCUUUAGCUUUUGUCCUUUCAAAAUUUGGUCGUUCGUUAUCAAUAUCUGUUGAACAAAGUAAACCAAGACUUUUGCCGACGAGUUCUCUUUUAUCUGCUGAAUUUUCUGCUGACAAACGAGGGUGAGAUAUUAACAUGCAGUUACUGAGCUUGAGCAUGCAUGAUAUGAGGAAUUAUCAAGCCAGACAUUUGUGUUGUCAACCGAAGCCGAU
Messenger RNA from Paramuricea clavata, 6211 nucleotides. The record is from the annotation of a GenBank genome assembly. Lineage: Eukaryota; Metazoa; Cnidaria; Anthozoa; Malacalcyonacea; Plexauridae.